AUUUGAUACUCAAUUUGACCCAAAGAAUUUAUAUCCAAAUAAUUCAUCUUCUUUUCCUCCCUACUAACCCAUCUCCCCUCCUACCCAUCUACAUAACCCAGACCGAGACAAGAAUUAGGGCACCCCGAGCAUGUGACAUUUCUUAUCGCGAUAACAAAUUUCUCCAACUCCGCAUCGUCUCUCCAACCAACAAACAUCUCGCAUCUCGCAUCUCCCAAAUGCCCUCAUAACCAAUCCUCCCCCAAUCAAAAACAAAACCAGAACCAGACCAUAAUAAAAUGACAACCCCAACCCCAUCAACAAAACCCCCCAAAACCCACAUCGCCCAAACCCUCCUCUCCCGCGCCCACUCCCCCGACACAGCAGCCGACCUCUUCGCCGACCGCAUCAAACAGAAACCGCUCUACCUGCGCCCGACCUCGCCCACGCCGGCCGACAACCGCGACCGCCGGCGCCACCACCGUCUCCGCAAGAAAGAGUACUUCCUGCGCAAGCAGAAGCCGCGGGCGCUGUCUGCUCGCGAGAAGCGCGCGAGUGGGAUUUACGAUCUCACCACUUCUACUUCAGAGGCGGAGGCGGGGGCAGGGAAGAGCGAGUGCAAAUAUGAGAUCUUCAAGACGCUGAAUGGGCUCUGGGCCGGGUAUAUGCAGGAGAUACUGGAUUUGAAGGAGGAGGGGGGUGCGGGGAGGAAUGUGGGCGCGGUGGUCACGCCGCUGUCGCAUGGGAGUAAGUUGGCGAGUGCGGACUUUCAUGGCGCGGAGGUGCAGGUGGUUCGGAGUCGGUGUCAGGGGAGAGUCGGGGUGAAGGGGAUUGUGGUGAGGGAUACGAAGUUUACGUUUGUGGUUGUUACGGAGGGGGAUGUGGUUAAGACCAUUCCGAAAGAACAGACGAUAUUUCGGUUUACGGUGCCGUUGCCGGAGUCGAAGGGCUCUGUCGAGUCAGACGCCCAGAAGGAUGAGAAUGCCGAAAAGAAAGAGCUCACGUUCGAGUUGCAUGGAAGUCAAUUCCUGAACCGGCCUGUCGAUCGCGCAAACAAGAAGUUCAAAUGGCGCAACGUGGAGUAUCUCUGAGUUGUGGUCGUUUUGUCUUGCUUAUUGGUUGAGGACUUCCAAAGACGAUGAGUCCGUCAUAUCAUUUGAGAAAGAUCAGACCGUGAAAUAAAUGAGCCUGCUCUCGAGACGGGCUGAUAUACCCUGAUGUAUGCACUAGUGCGCCUGCAUGAGCUCCGCGCCGUCGUGGCGACCUGCCAUAACAGCCAUCCUGCGGACAUUGGCCGGGUACACUGGCAGGGUCGCCUAAUGGCACCAGCAACAGCCACAUGGCACAUACUACACUGCGACGGCGACGCUUCUUGA
Messenger RNA from Aspergillus steynii IBT 23096, 1355 nucleotides. Its product is annotated as RNase P/RNase MRP complex subunit. Bases 279 to 1070 code for a protein of 263 amino acids. Lineage: Eukaryota; Fungi; Ascomycota; Eurotiomycetes; Eurotiales; Aspergillaceae. Gene Ontology annotation, molecular function: ribonuclease P RNA binding. The record is from RefSeq and is a predicted model, not a curated record. Gene Ontology annotation, biological process: rRNA processing; tRNA 5'-leader removal. Gene Ontology annotation, cellular component: ribonuclease P complex; ribonuclease MRP complex. The transcript is spliced from 2 exons.